AUGGACACCUUUUCCAUGUUCAAUGGUUUAGUGUUUCUCAUCCACUUGUUCUUGAAAUUAUAUUGUUGUACAGCACUUGAUUUCAUGACUCCUGCACAGCCGAUCUCAGAUGGACAAAUUUUAGUUUCCUCCGGACAGAGCUUUGAGUUAGGCUUCUUUUCUCCUAGCACCUCCAAGAACAGGUAUGUAGGAAUAUGGUACAAGACUACACCUGAUGUUGUUGUCUGGGUUGCAAACAGAAAUAACCCUCUUACUGAUUCAUCUGGUCAAUUCACCAUCACCAACAAUGGAAGUCUUCUUCUUCUCAACCGAACUGGGAGCAUCAUUUGGUCCUCGAAUACAUCAUUCAUGGAAACAACAAAAAACCCAGUUGCUCAGCUUUUGGAGUCAGGGAAUCCUGUAGUUGGAAGCAGAGAUAGCCUAAACUCAAAGAUAUAUGCAUGGCAGAGCUUUGAUUAUCCAUCAGACAACUUAUUAGCAGGCAUGAAGCUGGGAUGGGAAUUGAAAACAGGUCUGGAACGAUAUGUGACAUGGAAAAGUUCUAAUGACCCAUCAGUUGGUGACUUUACUUACCGGUUGAACAUCACUGGGAUACCUCAGACCAUAAUGGCGCAAGGAUCAACCAGAAAGAUUCUGUCUGGUCUUUGGAAUGGAGUUGAAUUUCGCGGUUUGGUUGUGUUGUGA
This is a messenger RNA of Ziziphus jujuba (common jujube), 684 nucleotides long. Its product is annotated as S-locus-specific glycoprotein S13-like. The coding region runs from base 1 to 684 and encodes 227 amino acids. The transcript has a single exon. Lineage: Eukaryota; Viridiplantae; Streptophyta; Magnoliopsida; Rosales; Rhamnaceae. The record is from RefSeq and is a predicted model, not a curated record.